Molecule: messenger RNA, 336 nt
Organism: Mytilus californianus (California mussel)
Lineage: Eukaryota; Metazoa; Mollusca; Bivalvia; Mytilida; Mytilidae
Product: 60S ribosomal protein L37-like
Exons: 4
Coding region: 39-314 (91 amino acids)
Biological process (GO): translation
Cellular component (GO): cytosolic large ribosomal subunit; ribosome
Molecular function (GO): RNA binding; structural constituent of ribosome
Source: RefSeq, a predicted model, not a curated record
UUUAUAAUUUCUUUUCUAUUUCCGGUUACUGGAUCAACAUGACGAAGGGAACAUCCAGUUUUGGUAAAAGGAUCAAUAAGACCCACACACAUGAUAGAAGAACCGGAAGGCGUAAUUACCAUAUACAAAAGAAAACAACUCCUAGUCAUUAUAAUUGGAGUGUAAAGGCAAAGAGGAGGCACACAACAGGAACAGGUCGUAUGAGGCAUAUGAAAAAAGUUUUCAGAAGAUUCAGAAAUGGAUUCCGUGAAGGAACAACACCCAAGCCAAAAAGAAGGUCGGCUGCAGCACCUUCAGCUGUUGCCACAAAAUAGACAAUAAAGUUCCUGUAAUUAA